Molecule: messenger RNA, 1365 nt
Organism: Alternaria conjuncta
Lineage: Eukaryota; Fungi; Ascomycota; Dothideomycetes; Pleosporales; Pleosporaceae
Exons: 2
Coding region: 1-1365 (454 amino acids)
Source: RefSeq, a predicted model, not a curated record
AUGUCUCUCCAGAAGCUAUCGACCGAACUCGAUGGCCAGAUCGCAAGCAGUCUUCUCGGCGACACCAAAGCUCUCAGCGCCUUCUCUAAGACAAACAAAUACUACCGUGGUAUUGCUGAGCCUUAUCUAUUCAAGAAUAUUGAGGUUGCCGCUAACGAUGUUGAGACGUCGCUACGGUUACUCUUCACAUUGUUGGACCGCAAGGAACUUGCGCUCUACAUUGGAAGCUUGACUUACACACAACCCGUACGCCGUCAGGAGGUCACGAACCGAAGUUUGAAGCAAGAGAAAUUGCGUUCUGAUGUAUGGAAAUACCAAACCGCGAUACAGGACAGAAUGGACGAAGUUCUCUUUCCAGUCUCCGAAUUCCAAAGGCGUCCAUUACCUUACAGGAUAUCUGCCGUUUUGGGUUUAGAGUGGAGGGAGAAUGAAGGCCCCUUUCAGAGCCUUUGGCAUCUUAACAUGAAUGGGGCUGUGCCUUAUGGGGAUACCGUUAUGGUAUUGCCCGCCUUCCGGACCUUGGAGAUCAGAGUCCGGUCUUUCCGACCAUUUUCUACCGCAUCAAUGUUCGAAUACCCAUCGGUUAUGCCCAAACAACCUGUCCUUCGCCGCAUACAACUUACUGGAGCAAACAACAUAACCCCUGCAGCGGUUCAGAAGAUGGUCAACAACCCGGCAAUGAGCAACCUAAGAGAGCUUGUGGUCGUUGGUUGCGGAAAAGGCAGACGUUGGCAGCCUGAUGGUAUACAAGAAGACGGCUUGGUCGAACUCCUACGAAGUUUAGAGAAGCAUACCCCACUCCUGGAGCUACUUCAGUGGUCAAAUCAGGAGUCAAACAGACCCGAAGGCCACCCCCAGUUCGAUACCUUCAGAGAUAUCAAACACCUCCGUAAACUACACGUCGAUUUUGGCCUACUCGUGCCGCACAAAGACACCAAGCUGAAGUGUCUCUCAGAUCCGCAUGCCGUCUUCCCCGCGCAUCUGGAACAUCUUACAUUAGACUGCUUCAACACGGAUAAGCUUCACAAGCUCGUGUCUACAUUCAACGAAACAGUCGAAAAAGCCGAAGACAUGUCCGAGACUGAAGCCCUUCAAGCCAAUCUCACCAUCCUCGUCGCCCUGUUCUCUCCUCUCAGGCAUCUCUCUCUCAUUGUACCCAUGGAGACUAGAAACGAGUCUAUGAACACCGUCACUUUGCACGAGUUGGAUCCGGUGGAUAUUGUAUUCUUUCGAUAUGCGGCGGACGAGUUACACAAGUUGGGUGUCACGUUGGAGGUGUUCAGUAGGAAAGGGGGUUACGAAAAGGAGAAGAAGUUACUAGUUAAAAAAGGAUGGACGGCGUCAUUGCCGCAGUAUCUAGAAUGA